This is a messenger RNA of Chelonoidis abingdonii (Abingdon island giant tortoise), 616 nucleotides long. NCBI's taxonomy places the organism in Eukaryota, Metazoa, Chordata, Testudines, Testudinidae. The record is from RefSeq and is a predicted model, not a curated record.
GGGUUUGGCCGCGAGUAACCCCGGACGCACGAGCUGCCCGCGCGACCUUUCUCCAGCGUUAGUGGUGCCGCGGCGCCCCCUCCCCGGCGGUCGCAGGAGAGCGGCAAGAUGGCGGCACUGAGCAAGUCUAUCCCCCACAACUGCUAUGAGCUCGGGCACACCUGGCACCCGCACUGCGGCCAGGCCUUCCUGCACAUCACCCACGGGGCGCUGGCCGAGUCCCUGCGCAUCUACGGCACCCUCUACCUGAUUGCAGCAGUUCUCAGGAAACGGAAACUUGACUAUUAUCUGCACAAACUGCUACCUGAGAUUUUGCAGUCAACUUCCUUUCUGACUGCGAAUGGGAGCUUGUAUAUUGCUUUUUUUUGCAUUUUAAGGAGGAUACUUGGAAAAUUCUACUUUUGGACUCCGGGCUUCGGAGCUGCUUUACCAGCUUCCUAUGUGGCCAUUCUCAUUGAAAGGAAAAGCAGUUGGUUCUGUUUCUCGGUCUUGGUGAAAAACUUGCACAAAGGGAUGUCUUGCUCUGUGUUUCAAAAGUGGCAAGGCUCUAUCAGUCUCACCGUGGCAGCAGCAAAUUCCACAGCCCAGGGCCACCCUGUGAAUACAUCCUGCCUCA